Messenger RNA from Physeter macrocephalus (sperm whale), 1952 nucleotides. RefSeq names its product keratin, type I cuticular Ha6. The coding region runs from base 217 to 1521 and encodes 434 amino acids. The transcript is spliced from 6 exons. Gene Ontology annotation, cellular component: intermediate filament cytoskeleton. NCBI's taxonomy places the organism in Eukaryota, Metazoa, Chordata, Mammalia, Artiodactyla, Physeteridae. Gene Ontology annotation, molecular function: structural constituent of skin epidermis. Gene Ontology annotation, biological process: epithelial cell differentiation; intermediate filament organization. The record is from RefSeq and is a predicted model, not a curated record.
UGACUUAGCAAACUAAUUUUUUUUUUUAUAAGGCAAGGAAUUUGGAUGGGUAGCAAAAAAUCACAUUCUAAUGAGACUAAUUUCCUGGAAUAGGAACAGGCUUUCCCAAGAGUAACAUGGGAACACCCCACGGAAAGUGUAUAUAAAUGCCCCAGAGAGGCCAUGAGAGUCAGAACCUGAGCUCCUUGCUAAGCUGCAACCUUCUCUGCUAGCAUCAUGGCCACCCAGCUCUGCUCUCUGAUCUUCUCCUCUGGGUCCAUCAAAGGCCUCUGUGGCACCACAGGUGGCAUCUCUCGGGUGUCCUGUGUCCACUCUGUGGGCUCCUGCAGAGUCCCUGGCCUUUCUGGUGUUGGGGGGUCAGCCUCCUCUGUCAGGCUGGGCCUCUCUGGCCUUGGGAGCUGCUUGCCUUGUUCCUACCUGUCCUCUGGGUACCACUCCUCCGGCUUUCCUGGGAGCGGGGGCUGGUUCUGCGAGGGCUCCUUCAAUGGCAACGAGAAGGAGACCAUGCAGUUCCUGAACGGCCGGCUGGCCAGCUACCUGGAGAAGGUGCACCAGCUGGAGCGGGACAGUGCAGAGCUGGAGAGCCGCAUCCGGGAGCGGAGCCAGCAACAAGAUCCCCUUGUGUGCUCCAACUACCAGUCCUACUUCCGGACCAUCGAGGAGCUCCAGCAGAAGAUCCUGCUGACCAAGGCUGACAAUGCCAGGCUGGUCCUGCAAAUUGACGGUGCUAAGCUGGCUGCUGGAGACUUCCGAACCAAGUACGAGACGGAGCUGGGCAUGCGGCAGCUGGUGGAGGCUGACACCGAUGGACUGCGCCGGAUCCUGGACAAACUGGCUCUGUGCAAGGCCGACCUGGAGAUGCAGGUGGAGUCCCUGAAGGAGGAGCUGAUGUGCCUCAAGAAGAACCACGAGGAGUCAACAAACACACUUGGAUGCCGACUUGGGGACCGGCUGAAUGUGGAGGUGGAUGCUGCCCCGCCAGUGGAUCUCAACAAAAUCCUGGAUGAGAUGAGAUGCCAGUAUGAGGCCCUGGUGGAAAAUAACCGCAGAGACGUGGAGGCCUGGUUCAACACCCAGACUGACGAGCUGAACCAGCAAGUGGUGUCCAGCUCGGAGCAGCUGCAGUGCUGCCAGACAGAGAUCAUUGAGCUGAGACGCACGGUCAAUGCCCUGGAAAUUGAGCUGCAGGCCCAGCACAGCAUGCGGAAUUCCCUGGAAUCCACCCUGGUGGAGACCGAGGCCUGCUACAGCUCCCAGCUGCCUCAGACGCAGUGCCUGAUCAGCAACGUGGAGGCUCAGCUGUCCGAGAUCCGCUGUGACCUGGAGCGGCAGAGCCAGGAGUACCAGGUCCUCCUGGACGUCAAGGCCCGCCUGGAGUCGGAGAUCGCCACCUACCGCUGCCUGCUGGAGGGAGAAAGACUGCAAGUGAGUGGGUUCCGGAGGUCCCGGCUUGUGGAAAGGGCUCACUUGGACCCAACCCUCAGUGCCGUGGUGAGGGCAUCAGUCCUAGAGUGGUUAUAGCACAGAUGAAGGGGGAUUGAUCAAAGCAUCUUCAGAGAGAUUCCUUCCAGCCCUGGGCUUUGGGCUUUUGCAGGGGGACAAGUCAGCCCCAUUCAUGGUACUUCUCCAACCAUUGUUUUUGGCUGCGAGUUUCUGGUCUUCAUCCCUGCAGGCCUUGGGGAUUUCAGAGGCACUGUCUGAGCCAUUUGUCAUUGUCACCCACUCGUCUCACUUGACCCCUGUUUACAUUUAACGCGAAUGUCAGUCCAAUGGCCAAUGCCAAACACCCGGAUAUGAUCUCAUUUCCUCAGGCUGCCUGCCCACCCUUGUGCCACGGAAUGCAAGCCUGCCGAUAGAGUUCCUUACAUCUCAAGUGUGCCCUGCGCCCCGGCUCCCCAGAUCAGCACCCAGAUCCGCACCAUCACGGAGGAGAUCAGAGAUGGGAAAGUCAC